UAACCCUUUGAAGCGCACGGCGGGCAUGAAUGAACCAACAAGGCGUUGAGGGGAGGAGACAAGUGCGAGGUUUUCCUUGUUUCCUAGAAGACAUGGGUGUCUCGCUCUCACCCGUCCCUCACGUUUCUGCCCCUUAACCCCCCCACCCCACUCCGCCUCCUUUGUGAAAAAAAAAUUCGGGAGGAGGAGGAGGAGGGUGAGGAGAAAAAUGAAGUCAAUUAUACAACAGCCCGGCUCUGUACAGCUCCCUCAUCUCCUCUGAUAGCCUAUUACUACAGCUGGUGGCUCCACAUGCGGCGCUCACCGGGAACACCGGCUCCAGUCUGCAGGCAUGUCGGCGGCUAGUGGCUCUGAGGGGACGGCGGACAGGCUGGCAGAUCUCACUGCAGAGGAGGAAGGCCCGAGCCAAGCGGGCCCCUCGCUGCCAGCUGUCGAGCUGCCAAGGAAACGAAAGGGAGAUGUGGAGGAGAGGUCAGACACCCAUGCACAGGGGAGUGACAGCUUCCAAAUGGACGAUGACCUCAGCAGAUCUGAAGGAGAGGAUCAGCAAGUCAAAAUGAAAUGCUUCAGGGAGCCUCACCGACAGAUUGAGAAGCGGAGGAGGGAUAAAAUGAACACCCUCAUCGACGAGCUGGCUGCCAUGAUCCCUGCCUGUCAGCCCAUGGCUCGCAAACUUGACAAACUCACUGUGCUGCGGAAGGCUGUGCAACACCUGAAAGCCCUCAAAGCUGGUACGGGCAGCGCCUUUACAGACACCACCUUCAAGCCUUCCAUCCUGCCUCAUGACGACGUCAGGCACCUUCUGCUCAGGGCUGCGGACGGUUUCCUGUUAGUUGUAAGUUCUGACAGGGCUAAAAUCCUGUUCAUCUCCGAGUCCGUCUCCAAGAUCCUCAACUUUAGCCGGUUGGAGCUGACUGGACAGAGCUUGUUCGAUUUCAUCCACCCCAAAGACAUCAACAAGGUGAAGGAACAGCUGUCGUCUUCAGAGUACCCUCGCCAACGCCUCAUUGAUGCUGCAACUGGGGUUCAGGUCCAGGUGGAUGCCCCUGUCACGCCAUCCCACUUGUCCACUGGAGCUCGGAGGUCCUUUUUCUGUCGGAUGAAGCACAGUCGAGUGGCGGGGAACCAAGAGGGCAGACACUCACUGCCUAGUACUUCCAAAAAGAAAGACUCUUACAGAUACUGUACCCUCCACUGCACUGGAUACAUGCGCAGCUGGCCCAGCAGCCAGCUGGACUCAGAGGGCGACACUGAGAAGGAAACCUCGACCCUGACCUGCCUGGUGACGGUGUGCCGCCCCCUCUCUCACGUGUCCCAUCAGCCUCCCAAAGACAUCAGCAUCAAGCCCUCUGAGUUUGUUACCCGCUGUGCCAUCGAUGGCAAGUUCACUUUUGUCGAACAACAAGCCACGACAGUUAUCGGUUAUUUGCCGCAGGAAGUUCUCGGCACGUCGUGUUAUGAGUACUUCCACCAGGAUGACCUGCAGCACCUCGCAGAGAAACACAGGCAAGUCCUUCGAAGCAAAGAGAAGAUCGAGACACAGUGCUACAAGUUCAAAACAAAAUAUGGCUCCUAUGUUUCACUCCAAAGUCAGUGGUUUAGUUUCACAAAUCCAUGGACCAAAGAAGUCGAGUUUAUCGUGUCUUUAAACCGGGUUAUCUCCAGGGGGCCUGGUCACACAAAAGAUGAGGAGGCAGGCAGCUCAAAAGCACUUCAGGACGACACAAAGCAAAUACCCAUAAUUCCCGGCCUUUCCAGUGGUGUGGGCACAAUGAUCUACGCGGGCAGCAUAGGGACCCAAAUCGCAAAUGAGCUCAUAGACUCUUACAGCAGGAUGAACUCGUCUCCAUCCAGCGGAGCUUCCAGUCCAUUUGGCCUGGCCCAUGAAAAAUUUCCACUGGUUUCCCCACAAACCAGUACAAGCGUGUCCAGCAGAGAGGAGGCAGCAGGUAGUUCAUCACAGUCCCAGUCUGACUCGAAGACAGCAGCAGGCGUCGGCAGUGCAACUUCAGAAAGUUCAGGUGAGCCGUCCCAGCUGGACUUGGACAACAUGGUGGUGCCAGGCUUGAGCAGCUUCAGCAGCGACGAAGCAGCCAUGGCGGUAAUCAUGAGCAUGCUGGAGACGGACGUAAACAUGGGUCAGUCGGGGGUGUUUGAGGACUUACACUGGCCUUUCUAGAGGGCACAUAGACUUUAAGCUCUCACAUGCUCUUGUGCCGUUUGCUUGCCGAGAAAUUGGACGUUAAGUUGUUCAUUCUGUGGGCCCGACCGAGCUGGCCCUGCACAACUGAACCCACUGGGCUUGUACCAAAGGCCGCAACAUGUCAUACUUGAGGAAGCCUAAUAGAUUAUAGGAAUUAUUGUUACUGUGAUUACCUUGUUGGUCCGUCUGGCUCUUGCCUGAAGGAAUGUGAGGAUAAAUUGUCCCCGGAGCCUGUGGUGAUUCAGUGUCUUCCUCAGUGACACCUCAGCAUCCUCAGAGGGGCUUAAACCAAGACUUUCUGCAGCAGAAUGAUUUAUCUGAUCGUUCAGAUCGCUCCCAAUGCGAAGCAAAGGUUAGGAGGUGAAUGAAACUCCUGCCAUGUGCAGUGCUGCUAGAGAAACCCCUCAAACCGUUGACAUUUGCGAGACCUUCGGUACCCAGUGAUGACCUACAUGUUUUUCAUAACAUGUUCUGAUUGUUCCAUUUUUUUACUCUUGUUUUUUUAAAGAUCCCCUCCAGACACAUUUUAAGUCAUGUAAAAAAUAUUCUGCUGACUAAUGUUCGCCCAAAAUUGUGUCCGGUAAGUACUGAGGAAAGCUAAAAAGAACAUCUUCUCCCCUUUAUUGAGAAUUGCAGACUCAUUAAAUAUGCAAAUAUGGAAAUGCUUCAGGCCUUGCACCACACCCGUUUGGAAGAUUAUAGCUCCCACAGCCACACAAAGCACAUCAUUUAAGUUCAUUUGAGUUCAUAUACAACUUUUACUGAACUGACCAAGCAAUUCUCAUACACUUUAACAGAGGUAGAAUCAUUAUAUGAUCAGAACACACAAUACACUCACAGUACGUGCUGGGUCUGUGCUCAUUAUUAAAGCUUUAGUCGCUAACUUUUUGUCAUAUUUGCAAACACUGUCAAUAUAUCCACACAAAAGUACACGAGACAGAUAAGCUGUGAAAAAAAACCUUUUUGUCCCCUCAAAUUGCUUCUAAUGGCAUCAUUGCACCUGAAUGAAAA
Messenger RNA from Plectropomus leopardus (leopard coralgrouper), 3214 nucleotides. RefSeq names its product basic helix-loop-helix ARNT-like protein 2. Gene Ontology annotation, cellular component: cytoplasm; transcription regulator complex; nucleus. The record is from RefSeq and is a predicted model, not a curated record. Gene Ontology annotation, molecular function: protein dimerization activity; DNA-binding transcription factor activity. Gene Ontology annotation, biological process: regulation of DNA-templated transcription. NCBI's taxonomy places the organism in Eukaryota, Metazoa, Chordata, Actinopteri, Perciformes, Serranidae.